AUGAUUAAAGUGGAAUCAAAUUUUAAUAAAGAUAAUGAAAUCAAAGGUAGAAUCAAUGGAUUCCGUCCUUCUAGAGAGUUGCUAUCAAAUGAUUACUCCAACCAUUAUAUACAUACAGGUUCAAACCCUCAAAGUCAUGUAACCAACAUCGAGAAUCCUGUUGAAGGUUACCCUAAAUUACAAAAACUUUUCGAAGAAAAAGAAAGACAAGUAGCAGAAUAUGCUACAAAACCAUUGGGUUGUAAAGUUUCUAUUGAUAAAAUGGUUCCAACGUUAAACAAAUGGAUUCAUAAGGAUAAUUUAUCAUUCGAUGUUAUUAUGAUAGGAUGCCUAACAGAUAAUCAAUUCAUAUACCCUCUGUUAACACAGUUACCACUAGAUAAACUAGUUUCCAAACCAGGGUUUUUGUUUAUCUGGGCCAGUGCACAUAAGAUCAAUGAAUUAUCUAAAUUAUUGAAUAACGAAGUCUGGGCAAAAAAAUUUAGAAGAAGUGAGGAAUUAGUUUUUGUACCUAUUGAUAAAAACUCACCGUAUUACCCAGGUUUGGUCGGGGAUGAUGAUACUCUUGUAGAAAAAGUCCAAUGGCAUUGUUGGAUGUGUAUAACUGGUACGGUUCGGAGGUCUACAGAUGGCCAUUUAAUCCAUUGUAAUGUUGACACAGAUUUAAAUAUAGAAACAUCAGAGACACAGAACGGUGCUGUUCCUCCAGACCUAUACAAGGUAGCAGAAAAUUUUUCAACAGCUACAAGGAGACUUCAUAUCAUCCCAGCACGAACAGGUUGGGAGACACCUGUUAGAGUGAGACCUGGAUGGGUUGUUAUGAGUCCAGAUGUGAUGCUGGAUAACUUUGAUCCAAAAAAAUAUAGACAGAAUAUCGACCAAAUUGGUAGUCACGUCCCUUUCAAUGACGAAAUUGAAUCAUUAAGACCAAAGAGCCCUGUCCAAAGGUAA
This is a messenger RNA of Maudiozyma barnettii, 951 nucleotides long. RefSeq names its product Kar4p (gene KAR4). NCBI's taxonomy places the organism in Eukaryota, Fungi, Ascomycota, Saccharomycetes, Saccharomycetales, Saccharomycetaceae. Gene Ontology annotation, molecular function: mRNA binding. The record is from RefSeq and is a predicted model, not a curated record. The transcript has a single exon. Bases 1 to 951 code for a protein of 316 amino acids. Gene Ontology annotation, cellular component: nucleus; RNA N6-methyladenosine methyltransferase complex.